Malaclemys terrapin pileata is the source of this 4498-nucleotide messenger RNA. RefSeq names its product TRPM8 channel-associated factor 2-like. The record is from RefSeq and is a predicted model, not a curated record. The transcript is spliced from 8 exons. NCBI's taxonomy places the organism in Eukaryota, Metazoa, Chordata, Testudines, Emydidae. Bases 241 to 2958 code for a protein of 905 amino acids.
GUAUAGGAAUCAAGCAAAAUAAAUUACUGUUGUUUGGGAUUCCUUCACUGACGCUUGAAGAAGCAACGCUGCCAGACAGAGUAGCCAAAACUCUGCUCCGCAGGCUCAAGUAGGACUGUGAAGCAGAGGGGUCUCAAGGCAACCAAGGCCUUGCCUUGAGGGAAUCCGAGACAGACCAGAGGGCUGAGAAGUACAGACCAGGAGGGAAGAAGCCAUCUAUAAAAUUGACAAGACAAGAACAUGGAUCCUUCAGCUGCCUAUGAUUUGCUGGUGGACGGUGUCCAGGACUGGGAUCUUACCGGUGACUCUGUUCCUUGUGAGCUGCUGCUCAUUGGCGAGACUGCCUUCCCAGUGCUGGUGAACCCCCAGGGGCAGGUCCUGAUCGCCGCCUCACAGUAUGGGAAGGGCCGGAUGGUGGUCGUCUCUCAUGAGAGCUACCUGGGGAGCCCCAAGAUGGCUCGGUUCCUACGCAAUGCUGUGGAUUGGCUCAGUCCCUCCCCAAGAGCAGUGAUUGGUGUCCAGAAGAGCUUGAGUUCCCUGCUGAGUAUUCUCAGUAGUUCUGGCACCCAAGUGCAGCCCAGUGAGGAGUUCAUUGCCUCAUUUGGGGUUUACUGUAUGGAUGCCUAUGAUGCUGCACAGGGGAGGGAGCUGAUCCAGUUUGUGAAGAGAGGAGGGGGUCUGCUCAUUGGAGGUCAGGCUUGGCACUGGGCCUCUGGACACAGCACAGAGAGAGUGCUGUUCGAUUUCCCUGGGAAUCAUGUAACCAGCGUGGCAGGAGUUCAUUUCACGGAUAUAUAUGGUGAGAUGGGGACCUUCAGCAUCUCAGACAAAGUGCCUGCAAUUCCCUUGAUCGCUCCGCAUGGGCUAGAUUUCAGCAGAGACUUAAACCUUCUCCUAAGAGGUGUGUCAGAGCUAGACAUAGUGACAGAUGGUGUCCCCUCUCACCUGCUGGUCCAUGGCACAUUGGCCUUCCCCCUUGGCUUGGACGACGCCUAUCAAUGCUUUCUUGCAGCAUCUCACUAUGGCCAGGGCCGUGUGGUGGUGGCUACACAUGAGGUCCUUCUUAGCACCCCGAAGCUCACAGACUUCAUCCUCAAUGCCAUUCAAUGGCUGGGUGCUGAAAAGAAAGGGAGAAUUGGCAUCAAUCCCAAUCUGAAGGCCCUUCAUGACCUGCUGACUCAAAGGCAGGUGGUAUGUGAGAUUUCAGAGCUUACCGACAAUCUCAGCAUCUACUGCUGCCAGUCCUACAGUGACAACGAAGCCAAGAAGAUCCAUGAGUUUGUGGCAGAAGGAGGGGGCCUGCUGAUUGGAGGUCAGGCUUGGUGGUGGGCUUCUCAGAAUAAGGGCCAAAACGUUCUGGCUGAAUAUCCUGGCAACAAAAUCCUCAAUGGAUUCGGGAUCAGCAUCCUGGGGGAAACCAUGGAGGUAGGCAAGUACCCAGCAUUACGACCCGAAGAGCAGCAGGGACAUUACCACUUCCGCAGGGCACUCGCUCAGUUCCAGCAGCACCUAGACAAGAAGGAGGAACUGCAGCCCCCAGUGACAGGCUGGCUUCAGAAACUCAGCCAGGACUGCGCCAAAGUCCUUCAGAUCCCAAUCAAAAAUGGCCACGUCUACACCUCAUUGUACCACAUCCUGUACGAGAUGGUGCAGAGCAAUGGGAUCCCACUGGUGAGCAAGGAACACCCAGUCAAGAGGCACUCCAAGGAGGUCGUGCUGCUUCAUGUGGCUACAGCAUUAUGCCAAACCAUGUCCGACUGUGCGAGGCUAGCACUCUGUGAACUCCCCACAGUCCCUAGCAUCACUGUGGAAAUCAACUGCACAAACACAGGUGAUGCAGCAUGGAGGAGCACAGGACUUUACCUUCCGCGUGGGAACACAGUGACCUUUGUAUUUCCUAGCGCUGCUACUGGAGUUGGCCUGCAGGUGCAGAUUGGGUGUCACUCAGAUGACCUCAGCAGAGCAGAGGAGCUGAAACGUCCCCCUGUGGUGAUACGCAGAUGUGAUGUCAAAGAUCAGGAGAUGUCAGUCUCCUCUCUCUGGGGGGGCCUCAUUUACAUCAUAGUGCCAAAGGGAAGCCAGCUGGGGGGAGUGUCUAUCACUGUAAAAGGGGCUGUGCAGGCUCCUUUCUUCAGGCUUGGAAAGACAUCUAAGAGCCAGUGGCUGACCUGCAUCCGUCACUAUCCAGCUCCAUGGGCAGAACUAGCUACCCAGAACAUCAUCUUAACGGUGCCUGCUGACAGCAUCCGUCCCACAGACGAUCCAGAGCCUUUGCUGACCCUCUGGGAGCGGAUUAUGGCAGCUAUAGCUGAGCUGGCAGCUACACCAGCCACGUUCCCUCGGCCAGAAAGGAUUGUAGCGGAUGUUCAGAUCUCAGCCGGCUGGAUGCACGCUGGCUACCCAAUCAUGUGUAAUUUGGAUUCAGUGAAGGAGUUGGUGAACAUGGAACACAUGCAAGAGAAUGGCCUUUGGGGUCCCAUCCAUGAGCUGGGACACAACCAGCAGCGGGCAGGCUGGGAAUUCCCCCCUCACACUACUGAGGCCACCUGCAACCUGUGGUCUGUCUAUGUGCAUGAGAAGGUGCUGGGGAUCUCCAGGGACAGAGCCCAUGAAGAGCUACAGCUGCAGCAUCGCAAUAAAAGAAUCAGCGAUUACCUUGGCAAAGGAGCCCAGCUAAAGGACUGGAAUCUCUGGACCGCACUGGAGACCUACCUGCAGCUGCAGGAAGCCUUUGGCUGGGAACCUUUCAUCCAACUCUUCUCUGAAUACCAGACAAUGUCUAACAUCCCCACAGACAACCCUUCCAAGAUGAACCUGUGGGCAGAGAAGUUCUCUCGGCAGGUGAAGAAGAAUCUGGCCCCUUUCUUUGUGGCUUGGGGCUGGCCCAUCAAGGGGGAAGUCUCUAAGAAGUUGGCAUCUCUGCCCAACUGGGAUAAGAACCCAAUGAAGAAAGUGUGAUGCUUUAUUCACAUGGAAUGGUGGCUGUAAUUUUUAGAGAUAAUUCAGAGUCACUUGUCUUUCCUAUAAGGCUAGAUUCAAAUCUGUUUGGUGCGAGUUUAUUAAUUAUCUGUUUCAUACUUGUUGGUAUUUCUGAAGUAAGUUGCCUUUGCCAUGUGAAGCAAACGUCUUCCGUGAUCUGAAUUUUCUGUUCCUUUCUCUGGGCCAGCUUCUGCUAACUUUGUUCUCAUGGAGUAGCAUCUUACUCUGAGAAAACCCAUUGAUUUUAGUAGGGCUACUUGUGGAUAAAUACCUUACUCUAUGAGUAGUCCUAUUACUCCACGUGAGUCAGGGAAACAAACCAAAGAUAUCCACAGCACUGAUUACCUGCCAGGCUAGAUUAGUAAAUUACCUUCUACUAUUUUCAGAACACAUUUCAUAUUUUGGGGUGUAGCUUAGUCACUCCUAGCUAUAAUCUGUAGCGAACUCUUGGGAAAAUAUCACCUGGCCCUGAGUUACUGUGAUUUAUCAAUUUGUUUCAAUCUUACUUUUUUUUUUUGAUACCUCCGUAUCUGACAAUGCCUCAUCUUGAUUGCCUGUAUAGAGGAGGUAUCUGCCCACGUGCCUUCUGAUGAAAACUGAUAAAAAGAAGUUGCUGAGGAUUUCCCACACCCUUUCUUGUGAUAGAUACCACGCUGAGAUGUCUAACUGUCCCUACUGAUGGAGCUCCCCCCUCUUCCCUUUUGAAGACCAUUCCACAGUCUAAAAAAUCCCUCCCUGUGAAGAGAUGUUUCUUGAUAUCCCGUAUAAAGUUCACCUCUGCAUCUUUUGCUCAGUUGCACAUUCAUCAGAUUAAUCUGGAGCAUCCAUAUUAUUCCAGUUCUGGGUCAACCUACAUUUCUCCCACUGCAGUUCAUUCCUGUCCAUCAGUGGUAGGGGCCUGAGUUCUCUCCCUUUGCUGUCCAUUUAUAUGUCCAUCAGCAGCACUUGCUACUUCAGUCCUGGGUUCCAACAAAAUGUUGCUAAUACCGCAAAUUGUAACUUUCAGAAAUUCUUGAAAUUCCCUUUGAGGCUCUAAUACAGGUUGAACAAUACACCACAAUUCUGAUAUACCACUUCCUUGCGAUUUUAAUUCCAUGAGCUCCCCACAGCUCUGCUGCUGUCCCUCAGUCUUGGUCUGCUCUGCUCCCUUCCUUGUCCGUCCUGGGAUUCCUCCUACACAUCUGCCAAAGCACCUCAACAUUACCAUGAGCACAGAGCCAGCCCUAGACUAAAUGGUGCCCCAGGAGAGGAGCAUCUUCAGCGCCACCCCCUGCAUUUGUUAAACUUUUGAAUACCUUAUUUUUAUUGCAUUUGUAGCCCAUUUCAUGACUUCGAUGCAUGAUUUGCACACAUGGUUUAUCCCUGUCAUAUAAGAUGAUAAAUUUGCACUCUAGGAUCUGUAAAUCUAUAUUUAUCCGUGCCAUAUGUAAAUGUCCUUUAUUAGUUGCUACUUAUACUCUUCGAGUCUUAAUACACAAGUAUACUUUCACAAUUAUACAAUAAAAUAAGGUUCACAAUA